GUGGAAGCAGCUUGGUGGGGGUGUCGUCGGGACCGUCGCAACCGUUGCUAUCGCCGUCAUCGCCAAGAACGACUUGGAGCGGGCCAAGCGUGAGUCACCCGAAGGGCGGCUGCAGGCGGUGCAUCGUAUGAUGCGGCCGCACGAGCCUGCAAAAGGCGGAUACAAUGCAUUGGACUUGGUGAAAGCCUGCGAGCAUUACACAGGGCCCGACUUCCUGGAGGAGGUGAGGUGGAAGAAGGAGGCCACGGCCCACAUGGAAGUGCUGCGCUUUCGGGAGCAGUGUAAGUUCCAGACUGUGGACAGCAUCGCCCCCGCCGGCGCCAACAUUCUCAAAGCCCUGUUGGCCAACCGCAAAGGCGGCGACGGCCAGGGCGUGGCUGCGCUGAGUGCCGGAACGGCCGUGGGGCCGAAGAAGGUCGCGCAGUGGAUGAGGCAGGAGGGCUGCCACCCAGUCAUUUGGCAUACGAGAGAGGAGAAGUACAAGUUUGCGUCGGAGCGCCACGCGCAAGCCGCGGCCGCAAUUUUGAACCGACGCUGGUGGCCCCUUUGA
This is a messenger RNA of Symbiodinium pilosum, 550 nucleotides long. Lineage: Eukaryota; Dinophyceae; Suessiales; Symbiodiniaceae. The record is from the annotation of a GenBank genome assembly.